UCACCUGCCACUUUCAGCUGCCUGCGUCAAUCUGGUUGAAUGGACGUCGCUCUCCAGACUUCUAUCUGAUUGGUCCAUCCUUGAUUUAGGGGUGGGCGCUCCCUCGCACAUACUGAAAUUCUAUUGGAGGAGAGACUCCUAGGGUUAACGUGACGCAGUUUGGAAUUCCCAUGGUUCCCAAGUUUACAAGACGAGAAGAUCGUUGUUUUUUCUAAAAUUUCAAACUUUUUGACGGAAAAACAGCCAGCGACUUUUCUGAUCUGAAGCUGAAUCUUGUCUCGUGCAACGUGAGCCUGCAGGGGGCGAUGUCUGACAGCAGCCACAGCACAGGCAGCAGCGGCUCCUCCACCAACAGCUGGACCCUCCUCUCUCCUGAGGAAGCUGCCAUUGAGAAUGUGGGUCCUGUGGAUGACGGCACAGAGAGCCUAGGCGAUGCUCCCAGUCUCUCCGAGGAGGUGGCAGGAGCUGCUGCAGAGUUCAAACCAGCUGAGAUCCCAGUAGAAACGGUCCUGUCUGAAGAAGGUCAUCAGAUUUGUCAGGAGACCACUCCAGACUCCAGUGAAGGUCCAGUCCCGUCUAGUCCAGCCCGGCUGAGUCCUCUUCCACCCAGUUCCCAAGACGCUUCCUACUUGGACCCAGAGAGUCAGCCACCAGUAAUCCACGAUAUCGUAACUACCUCCCCCAGCGACAACGAGCCCCAAGGUGCCAUGACUUUUGUCACCACCAUCGAUUUGGAAGCUCGCUUAGAUAUUCCAGCUGCUCAUCUCAAUAUUCCAGCUGUUGAAAUCUCCGCAGCUCACCCCAAAGAGUCCUGUGCUGAGAUCACCGGCCCUGCUGAGACUGGGCUUGACACGGCAGCCGAUUCUGGACUGAUUCCUGCACGUCUAUCUGGGGAGGGUGACACCUUGAGUGCAGAUCCCGAGGUUAACGUCCCUACGGAGACGCUUACAGACAAGAAUGCUCCAUCUCAUGUGGAAGCUGAUAUAAGCUUUGUUCCUAAAAGCACAGACCCUCCACACACAGCCCCAGAGAGCCUGGUGACAGAACAUCUACUUACUCCUGAGACCGUCGGUCCCUCAGAGACCAAGGAAGACGAGGCCGGCGUCAAAGAUGAGGCUGAAAAGCUAUGCGACAUCAUCGAUGACGGAGAGGAUGAAGAAGAGCCACCCAGCAGCUUCGACGACGGCCUGAGGAGGAGGAACGUGUCCUCCUUUGAAGCUCCAAGAGCAAGAACCUCAGAUGAGGAGGAGGAUGAAGAGGAGGUGGAAUUCAAGCUGCCGGAAAAGAAGGAGGAGAAGUCGUGGCUCUCCACGAACAAAUGCAUUGCGGGCGCUUUGGUCCUGCUCUUCUUGGGUUCCCUUUUUUUCUCAGGUGACUUGGACCCCUCUGAACUGACUGAAAACCAGGACGGGCUCAGCGGCGAUCCACAGGAUAUGAAAGAGAUGCUGGAUAAACUGACACAGGAAAACCAACAGAUCACCGAGCUAGAGGCUCAGCUACAGACUAAAAAAAAAGAACUUGACUCUCAGAUGGAGGCCGUGGCAGCGAGCGGAGACUAUAACGGGAAAGCAGAUUUGGAAAAGGAGAAUUCCCGGUUGAAGAUGGAGCUGUCGAUCCUGCCGGAGCUGAAGAAGGAACUGGAGAGUCUGAGGGUUCGAGUGACUGAACUCAGCAAACUCACAGCUAGCGCAGAAACUCUCCCGCCUGCUUCCAGUUUAUCUUCUGCUCCUGAAGACGUUCAGGGUUUUCACCAACCUGCUGGAGUGGAGAGGAAGAAGGACACAGACGUGGAACGAAACCUGAAAAAAGAGCUCAAACGACAAAAAGUUCUCCUGGAGGAGAGCAAGAAGCGACUGGGCGGGAUGAACAAAGAUGGAGGCGACGGAAAGCGAGUUCGGGAAAGCUUGGAGGGCAUCCAGAGGAGACUUUCCGAGCAGGUGGAGAGGUGGGAGAAGACCAAGUCCCAGGGGUCAAAGUGGAGAGGAAACAACGGUAAACAUAAGGAGCAGUGGAAGAAGGAGAAGAAGCACAAAGAGGAGAAAAAGGAGAAGGAGUGGAAGCCCCAGAAGGAAAACUCUCACAAAGAAGCCUGGAGGAAACACCAGGAUGAGUGGGAGAGGAAGAAAGGGGAGCGCAGGACGGACCGGGAGGAGAGGAGGAAGGAGAAACCCUGGCACAGCCGACCAGGUAAAAACCCUCCUCCUCAUCAACGCCAGCAUCAUCAGCGCCACAACGACUUCUGGAAAGACCAGGAGCAGAAGCUCCACCGGAAUGUUGGCCGCCAGCUGGGCUGCACCUCAGUGGAGGGCUGCGCCGCCAGAGAGGGGCUCUACCCGGUGGAGCUGUCCGAGUUCGAGCUGCUGUUGGAGGGCUACCUGGGCAAGCUGGAAGGCUCCUCCAACGAGAGCAAAGACAAGAUCCGCAAGCUGACGGCGGACUUCUUCGAGGACGGCAUCUUCAUCCACGAUAGGGUUCGCUUCGGGGACUUCGCCGAGGAUGUGGCGGACGUCCUGGAAGACAUGGUGGACGUGUUGGAGAGAGGAGGUGGGGAGGACUCUCUGGAGGAGGAGAUGGAGGAGUUUGAGCGGGAGGCCUUGUGGAAGUUUGCAGCUUAGAAGCGGACAAAGCGAUUGACGCAGCGAGCAGGCUGGGGUUUCGGGACAUUCUGACCCACCUUCUCCUCUUCAGAGCCGUAACCAUAGAAGCUUUUGGUCCAGAGCGGUCUUACACGUGCCCCUAACGUCUCUAAUUAUAAGCUAGAUUUGUCAUUUUGGGCUUAGCUGUUGUUACCUACCUCUGUCUGGUCAUGCCUCCUGAAGCAAUGUGCCGUGUGCUUAGUGCUGUAAACGCUGCAUGUUCCUGUCUGUACAUAUAAACUAAAAAACGAAGAAUUUAUUUAGAUAUUCCUGCAAAUCUACAAUAUAUGGAUUCAUCUAUAGAGUUAAUGCAACACUGCAUAAAAAAUGAGACGUCCUGGAGCUUGAUUUUGCUACAAAUCUAAUUUUAAUUCGAUAGAUUUUCCAGUCGAGGAGGAGUAGUGAUCGUAAUCUGAUCUGGUCAGACCGGUUUCUCUGUUAGCCUUUUUUGAAAUUUGAAUAAACAAACGACGGACGGUUUAAGAGCGCUAAACUACUUCUCACCCUCUGACUCACCUCUGACGGCUCUAUUUCUGCUCAAAACACAAAGUCAGAACCAUAAACAGAAUGUUUAAAUUGUUUCUUUGUGGUUUUUACGGUUGCCAGACUCUGUAUUCCCAAAGCAUUCUGGGUAAAAAGUAGAGUAUGAUUCCCCAAAGUGGCGAUUGCAACCCCAAACCGUUCCCUUCUUGUUUUUCAUCACUACUGACGCGCAUGCGAGUGAUUUAGAUGUAGACUUUUGAGUUCAUUCAAAUAAGUCGGCCUAAAGUGAAACGAGAACAGCACAAAGUUUCAGUGUUUCCAUCUUCACGUGGAUUUAAAUUCACAAUUUGUAUUUAUUCUGUCACUCCUCUGCUGCUGCUGCUGGACGUGUGGUUUUUUGUUUGUUUGUUUGUUUUGUUUUAAUGGGAGGAGCCCCAGAUUUGGUCCUGAUCCGUUUCAAGCUGAAUGUCAAAAUGGUUUUCAUAAAUUUCAGCUGCUGCUUAUGUGCCUUUAUUACAAAUUAAUCCCUUGGAUUGGACGGGAAGUCUGGAGAUGUUUACACCACUUUAAGUUUUCCUGCUAUUUAAAGAGCAGAGGAUGAAUGUUGUUAAGUUUUUGACCAAAGGGGUUUGAAGGAAAGUGUUUUUCAUCCACCGUCUACAAAUUGAAGUAGAAGUUUAAAAUCUGAAAGUGUUCCUGUCUUCCUCAGACAGCAUUAGGGCUAAGAUGUAAAGGAGUUGGCUUACAUGUGAAUGGAAGUGAAGAUAUUUAAUUUUCUCAGCCUCGCCUGUGUCCUGUUUUUAUGAAGUGAAUGUUGAGUUCAAUAAAGUUUCACCAUUUGAAUUGUACCUGUUGUUAUGGAGUCAAAUGUGGCGGGGCCCUAAUAAAACUCUCAGAAAGCCUUUA
Messenger RNA from Nothobranchius furzeri (turquoise killifish), 4025 nucleotides. It is a transcript of the gene pbxip1a, whose product is annotated as pre-B-cell leukemia homeobox interacting protein 1a. NCBI's taxonomy places the organism in Eukaryota, Metazoa, Chordata, Actinopteri, Cyprinodontiformes, Nothobranchiidae. Gene Ontology annotation, cellular component: membrane. The record is from RefSeq and is a predicted model, not a curated record.